AUGUCUCUCUCUCAAAUAUCGCUGGCAGCAGCCUAUCUAGCCUCAACAGUCGGGACCUACAAGGCCCUGACGCCCCCUAAUCCCAUACCCCAAGACAAAGCCGGCAGCGCCUCAAAGGACCCUCAAAUCCGAGACUCAAUCCACCUGCUAAACUUCACCAACAACCACAUAAACAAGGUCGUCAUCUUGCCCCUGGCCUUGCUCUCCCUGCACGCCGCAGCCCUCGCGUACACAUACCCCAGCAUCCCUCCCUCCAUAGCCGGUUACAGCCCCGAGAACGGCCUAAACGUGUCCCUCAUCACCUGGUCCGCGUCGACUGCCGUCCCGCUGGCGCUGCUCUUCUUCGUCGGCGUCCCCCUCCGUCUGGUCCCCUACCGGUCCCUCGGCAAGAACUUCACCUUCGCCCUGACGAAGCCCGACGGGUUGAAGACGACGGGGAUAUACAGCUACGUGCAGCAUCCGAGUUACACCGGCGUCAUGGUCCUCGUGUUUUGCAACCUGGCGUUGUAUGCGAGGAUGGACGGCGUGCUCAGCUGCUGGGCGCCGCCCGCACUGUACCAGACUUUGGAGAGCGUCGAGUGGGCUUCGCUUGCGCUUGGCGGCUGCAUGUUUUUUGCCGGCGUCUGGACGAGGGUUACUGAGGAGGAGAAGAUGUUGAGGGGUGAGUUUGGGCAGAAGUGGGAACGGUGGCAUGCUGAAACGGCGAGGUUUGUUCCGGGUAUUUUUUGA
Molecule: messenger RNA, 729 nt
Organism: Colletotrichum truncatum
Lineage: Eukaryota; Fungi; Ascomycota; Sordariomycetes; Glomerellales; Glomerellaceae
Product: prenyl cysteine carboxyl
Biological process (GO): C-terminal protein methylation
Cellular component (GO): endoplasmic reticulum
Molecular function (GO): protein C-terminal S-isoprenylcysteine carboxyl O-methyltransferase activity
Source: RefSeq, a predicted model, not a curated record